Messenger RNA from Wickerhamiella sorbophila, 930 nucleotides. RefSeq names its product RCC1 repeat-containing protein C10F6.04. Lineage: Eukaryota; Fungi; Ascomycota; Dipodascomycetes; Dipodascales; Trichomonascaceae. The coding region runs from base 1 to 930 and encodes 309 amino acids. The transcript has a single exon. The record is from RefSeq and is a predicted model, not a curated record.
AUGUUGUUUGCUUGCGGGUCCAAUGGGCGGGGUCAACUAGGGGUUGGUCACUGUGACGAUUUGGGCGAGUUUACCGCUGUUUUGGGUGUCGACGGACCGGUGCUGGAGGUGGCCGGAGGCGGUAACCAUACUCUUGUUUUAUUACCGGAUGGUGUUGCAAUGGCCAGUGGCAGCAACGAUGAAAUGCAGCUUGGGGUUGUUGGUGAUGGGACCUCGAAGUUUACCAAGGUGAGCCAUCCUGACGGGUUGAGGUGGACGCAUGUAGCUGCAGGAUGGGCGUUUUCAGUAUUUAUUGACGAGCACGCGCAAGUAUGGACAUGCGGAUCGGGGAAAAAAGGCGAACUAGCUACUGAAAUAGAAAACCAUGGGCUUGAGCGUGUUUACAUGUUCAAAGCUGCGGUGGUAGCCGUGAAAACUGCAAUGGCCCAUACGCUAGUGUUGUUGGAGACCGGUCAAGUAUACGGAUGGGGUGCUUCAAGAAAAGGGCAGUUGGGAAUUCAUCAAGCAAAAGUAGUGGAGCCGGUGCUCGUUGGUUCCCACGCCCGUCAGAUAUCGGUGGGAAGAGACUUCAGUGUAGUGUUGCCCAUGUCUGGAAAACCCAUAAUAUUGGGGAACUUCCGAGGCCACAUACCCGAAACCGACUCAAAUCUAUCUAUUGUAUCAGGAUGGUCUUCUAUUGCAUUUGUCGGGGAACGCGUUGUUGUGACAGGCAACAACAGUCACGGUCAACAAGACGCACCGUUGAUGGUGCAUCCAGAUCAGGUUGCCGCCGGCAGUGAACACUACUUGGCACUCAAAGACAACGCUAUCGUGUCGUGGGGAUGGGGCGAACAUGGGAACUGCCCAGAACCUACUAGUGCUUCAGACGCUACAUCUAUCUUUGCCGGCUGUGCUACAUCAUAUUAUGUCUCAGACACUUCUUACCAGUAA